Myotis brandtii (Brandt's bat) is the source of this 2246-nucleotide messenger RNA. It is a transcript of the gene COQ8B, whose product is annotated as aarF domain containing kinase 4. Bases 82 to 1731 code for a protein of 549 amino acids. Gene Ontology annotation, molecular function: kinase activity. The record is from RefSeq and is a predicted model, not a curated record. NCBI's taxonomy places the organism in Eukaryota, Metazoa, Chordata, Mammalia, Chiroptera, Vespertilionidae. The transcript has 15 exons. Gene Ontology annotation, biological process: ubiquinone biosynthetic process. Gene Ontology annotation, cellular component: extrinsic component of mitochondrial inner membrane.
GACCGGAGAGGGCGGGCGUGUGGAGGCUUCCGGAAGUGCUAGGGGCCCCCGCGCAUUACGGACCCGGAUCCCCGAGCUGCGAUGUGGCUGGAGGUGGGGGGCCUCCUGCGGGGGACCUGUGGACAGCUGGGCCGGACUGUUGGUCUGCCUUAUGGGGCCCUGGGGCCUGGGCCCCGCUGGUGGGUAAGAUACUGGGGAGGGGUCUCCAAAGUGAAGAGCCCGAGGGAAUGGGCAGGGCCAUGUAAGGGUUCUUGGGCCCAAAAGCUUCAUCAGGGUGGGUCUGGCCGAGGCCUGAGUGAGGAGGACAUUUGCAAGGCCCGGGAGGCCCGGCUCAGGAAGACACCUCGGCCCCAGCUGAGUGACCGCUCUCGAGAACGCAAGGUGCCUGCCUCCCGCAUCAGCCGCUUGGCUAACUUUGGGGGACUGGCUGUGGGCUUGGGGCUGGGAGCGCUGGCUGAGAUGGUCAAGAAGUCCCUGCCAGGAGGAUAUCUACAGUCAGAGGGCAGCUCCCAGCCUGGCUCCAGCCCUUUCUUGUCGGAGGCAAAUGCUGAGCGGAUUGUUCAGACCUUGUGUACAGUUCGGGGGGCCGCCCUCAAGAUUGGCCAAAUGCUCAGCAUCCAGGACAACAGCUUCAUCAGCCCCCAGCUUCAGCGCAUCUUUGAGCGGGUCCGCCAGAGUGCUGACUUCAUGCCCCGCUGGCAGAUGCUGAGAGUUCUCGAAGAGGAGCUCGGAAGGGACUGGCAGGCCAAGGUGGCCUCUUUGGAGGAGGUGCCCUUUGCCGCCGCCUCAAUUGGACAGGUGCACCAGGGAACGCUGAGGGAUGGGACAGAGGUGGCCAUGAAGAUCCAGUACCCAGGCGUUGCCCAGAGCAUCCAGAGUGAUGUCCAGAACCUGCUGGCGGUGCUCAAGAUGAGCGUGGCUCUGCCCGAGGGCCUGUUUGCGGAGCAGAGCCUGCAGGCCUUGCAGCAGGAGCUGGCUUGGGAGUGUGACUACCGUCGAGAAGCAGCUUGUGCCCAGAACUUCAGGCAGCUGUUGGCAGAUGACCCGUUCUUCCGGGUGCCGGCAGUGAUCGAGGAUCUCUGCACUACACGGGUGCUGGGCAUGGAGCUGGCUGGAGGGGUCCCCCUGGACCAGUGCCAGAGCCUGAGCCAGGACAUCCGAAACCAGAUCUGCUUCCAGCUCCUGAGGCUGUGUCUACGGGAGCUGUUUGAGUUCCGAUUCAUGCAAACGGACCCCAACUGGGCCAACUUCCUGUAUGAUGCCUCCAGCCACCAGGUGACCCUGCUGGACUUUGGUGCAAGCCGGGGAUUUGGGACUGAAUUCACAGACAAUUACAUUGAGGUAGUGAUGGCUGCAGCCAAUGGAGACAGAGACCGGGUCCUACGGAAAUCCCAGGACCUCAAGCUCCUCACAGGCUUUGAAACCAAGGCAUUCUCCGAUGCCCAUGUGGAGGCUGUGAUGAUCCUGGGAGAGCCCUUUGCCACCCAGGGCCCAUAUGACUUUGGGGCAGGGGACACUGCCCGCCGUGUGCAGGGCCUUAUCCCUGUGCUGCUGCAGCACCGGCUCCGCCCACCGCCUGAGGAGACCUAUGCCCUGCACCGUAAGCUGGCAGGGGCUUUCCUGGCCUGUGCCCGUCUACGUGCCCAUAUCAACUGCCAGGACCUCUUCCAGGACACCUACCAGCGCUACUGGGCCAGUCGCCAGUCUCAGCCACUGCCUGAAGCCUCCUGACCAGAGGGGAGGUCUGGUCAGACCACUCAGACAGCGUCCCUCUGGGGAAUCCGGCCAGUAGAGGGCCAUCCUCCCUGAGAUGCCUCCUUCCCACUCUGCUCUAGUCUGGGGACCCCACCCAGGCUUCCCAGUCUUGUCUAGCACCCUUCCCCGGGGACUGGGGAACCCUGGGGCUAGGGAACUCCCCAUUUCACACUCCCAUAUCCUGCUCUCCCCACCCCACAGUGGGCAUCCGGGAACUCUACUCCAGGGAUUGAUUUCUUUCUGCCAACAUUUGAGAGAACUUCAGGCUCUCUGCAUGCCAAAGUGGAGAUGCAGAAUCAUUUAGAGGGGAGCCCUCCGCCCGUGCCUCAGGUCUCCCACAGAUCUGGCCAAUGAGAGGGGAGGGGUGGUGGUUGGUGGAGGCAGCCUCCCUCACCCCUUCACCAGCUGCCUUCUCCCUGCCCAUCCUCUGUGUUGGGGAGGGGUUGGGGGUGUUUGAACCUUCAGUCUGAAUAAAAGCGAACCUCCCCUUC